GUCAGCACUGACGCGUUCAUUCAGCGUCGAGUCUUCAGAGCUGAGUUUCUUCUUCCCAACGUCGCCCUAAAUACUGGAGUAUUCCCAUCAGUCUACAAGUGAAGACGAGCAUCAGACCAUCAGGAAGAAGAGAAAUCUGCAAAGACAGAGUUUAUUGAAGGACAGUGAGAAGAUGAGUGAUCCAGAACCCUGCAGAAUUAAACAGGAAGACACUGAAGAACUAAUAGAUGUGAUGGUGAAGGAGGAGAGUGAAGAACUGAGCGAAGAUGAGGAGAAACAUCAGGUCAAGAGCGAAGAAGAAACUCAAUCAGAGGCUGAACAAAGUAUUUUAAUGGAAAUACCAGCUGCAAAUGAUUUGACCUGCACUCUGUGUGGAAAGAGUUUCAAGAACAAACACACUCUGAAGAGUCACAUGAAGACGCACACCGGAGAGAAACCGUACAAGUGCUCGCACUGCGACAAGAGAUUUGGUAGGUCAGAAUGCCGGAAAGUACAUGAGCGGAUUCACUCUGGAGAGAGACCGUACACAUGCACUGAAUGUUGGAAGAGUUUUAUACAAUUAGCAAACCUUAAUGCACACAUGCUGAUCCACACCGGAGAGAAAGCAUUCACAUGCACACAGUGUCGGAAGAGUUUUACACUAUUAGCAAACCUUAAUCAACACAUGAAGAUCCACACUGGAGAGAAACCACACACAUGUGAUCAAUGCGGCAAAGCAUUCGUGAGGUCUUCACAGCUGAAGAACCAUCUUAGUGUUCACACAAACGAGAAGCCGUAUUCCUGCUCUGAGUGUGGAAAGAGUUUUAUUAGAGCUGGAGACUUGAACCGACACCAGAUGAUCCACACUGGUGUGGAAAAGCAUGCCUGCGUUGAGUGCGAGCAGACGUUUAUUAGAGUUGAACACUUAAAAAGACACCAGGUGGUUCACACCGGAGAGAAACCGUACAAGUGCUCACACUGCGACAAGAGAUUUGCAAGGUCAGAAUACCGGAACGCGCAUGAGAGGACUCACACUGGAGAGAGACCUUACAAGUGUUCACACUGCGACAAGAGAUUCGGUAGGUCAGAAUGCCGGAAAGUACAUGAGAAGAUUCACACUGGAGAGAAAAAACACAAGUGUGAUCACUGCAGCAAAACAUUCCUGAGGUCGUCAGAGGUGAAGAGCCAUCUUAGAGUUCAUGCAGUGGAGAGGCCUUAGUCAUGUUCUCGGUUUACACAUCAACAUCAUUUCCCUCCCAGAAAACUCCAUUGUGUUUUCACAAACAUCACAGGGCUUGAAAUUACGACCAUUUUGGUUGCAUAUGCGCCCGAAAUUUAAGCUAUUUGACCUCAUGAUAUAUUUUAGAGCAUUUGUGCGACUGCAUAUAAUGGUUGUAGUGCGACCUGUUUGGUUUUUUUCUAAAAACGUGCUGAAUCGCUCUUCCGUGCCGCUGUAUUGGUUCAUAUCAGCUGUCAAUCACUCAAGACUUUCUGCUGUCAGAUGACGGGGAGCUUUUGUUACCGCAGCGAAUGCAAAAGACUGAAGAGUUAAAAGUACACCGAAUCUCGGUGCGUUGCAUUCACUGCGUGUUUAGCGCAAAUGUUCGCUAAAUCUAAAAUCGAACACCUUCGCCAAAGAAGCUCGCCUUUACUAAGAGCCUACUCACACUAUGCUAUGCAAACCGUGCCCAGGCCCGUUUCCCGGAUUGUUUGAGAAGUUUGAGUGCGCUGAAUCG
Danio rerio (zebrafish) is the source of this 1715-nucleotide messenger RNA. The record is from RefSeq and is a predicted model, not a curated record. Lineage: Eukaryota; Metazoa; Chordata; Actinopteri; Cypriniformes; Danionidae.